UAGGGCAUGCAGUGUACAUAAAGACUCAGUUAUCUGGGGAUAGAUGCCAGACUAUUAUCUGAAAGAAGAAGGCUGAGCCAACAGGAUAAAGAGAAUAGAGCAUGAAAGAGUAUUUGCUUCCUGUGACUUGGCACCUUUAGGCUCAGGCUCUGCACUGUGUCACAUGAGUUUCUCCUAGACAAAUAAAGGUCUGUGAUGCUAUGCAUGACGGGAAACAGGAGGGCUUUUUGAUGCAGUCUACUGGUCUGGUUCUGUGCUCUGUGAGGCAGAGACGAUAGGUCUAGAAUUUGGAGGCAUUAGGUUCUAAGAUCCUGAAAGUCUAGGAAGCCUAGAAAGGGGGAUGGCUAGUGAGGUUUAGAUUAUGUUGAGGCCUACCUUUAUUCUGUGGGAUGUUGCAUAUCCUCUUUACACUUAUGGUUCCAUCAUCAUUAUCCCAUUAAUUAUUUGGCAAGUGAGAAAGAAUCACCAAGAUUUAAGAUUGGGACCUAACAGGAGCUGCUGUAGACAUCACCAGAGAGUCAAACAAAGGGCUAAAGAUAAAACAUCAAGAGCUAGGAAACUUUCCCGGGAAGAAGCUGAGAAGCCGUGGGAGCUGCUCUCUGUCAUGAGAAGCCAGGGUUGGCUUCCUCAGGAGGGGAGCGUGCGGCAGCUGCUGUGUGCAGAUCCCUGCUGCCAAACCUGCAAUGCUGUGGCUCUGGAGAUUCAGCAGUUGCUAUCGGAAGCUGCAGAAGCUGGACUGGGAAAUAAGAUGAAGCAUUUUACACACUGGAUUAACCCCAAGGUGAAAGGUCAAUGGCAUAAGGAAUCCAUUCUCCUCUCUAAGGAUGAGAAGGUGGCCAAAACCAAGACAAAUGUUGAGAAGAGACCACCUCCCACCAAAUGCCCUGUGAAGGGAGCUCAGUCAGAGAAGGAGGAGGAAGACGUGGCCUUCUUUGAUGUCCUCCAGUGCCUAGACAGUGAGUUCCAGCGACACUCCCUUCAGUCCAGCCAAUCCUGGUUCCUGCGCCUUUCCUGCAACAGCUCCAAGCACUGUCCUCAGCUGACUUGUGCCACUCAGCCAGAAAAUCCAUCCCAUGUCUCAACUCUCACCUCAGCAGAAGGCACUUGUCUAUACAAGGAGAAUACCCAGUCCAGGAAAAAGGAGUUCAUAGGUUCCCAAACUUCUGCAUCCUCCUGAAGAAGGCUGUCAUCAUCAUUUCCAUUAAUAUGCAGGUGAGGCAGGGCCCUCUCCAAAUAUACUGUGUACCUCUAAGCAAAGAACCACCUGUUUGUGCCUCUUUGUUUUUAAUGUGAUAUGUGACGGAGAGAGUAGAGGAGGUAGAUUGUACUUCCCAUAUGGUAUGGGAGCUUAAACCCAUUUUACAAAUGGGCCAGCAUUCCACACAACUCUUUCAGCUCCACCCUGGACUGUGGAUAAAGGGACCUGAGCAGAGAAGGAAGACCCUCGUCUAAGAUGCAUUGGAGGUAAAGAUCAGGCUUGACUUCUGUCAUGGCUUCCUGUGUUGUCUUUGGGCCCCAGAGGAGCAAAGUGUGCAUGAUGUAGUACAAGAAGUAGUAGGCAAGAAUCCAGUGCACUUUUGGCCCACAGGCACAAUUCAUUGAUAACUUUUAUAUAUUCCCACAAUCCGGAGGGAAGGUUUUUAGAGGAGUGUUAACAGUGCUUCAUUCUUGAAGAGGUGCUUUGUGUUUGUCAAAGGCACAUAGCUAAUAUGAUAGAUGUCAGAAGCAAUUGAUAGAAUCUCCCCUCUCUGCACCCUGUUGUUAUUGAUUAGAUUUUAAGGGGUAACCCAUCUGGGAGCUUGCUGUAGCCCUGUUACCUGUUUGACCCCCCACUGCCUUUCAGCUGCAUGGAAUAAAUGCCUCCUAGAAUGAAAAUCAGUUGAUGAUAAUGUCUUCAAAGAGUCACAAUAAAAAUGACUUCGAGAGGCAUCUUGCAUUCAACAAUUAAAAUGUUUGAGUACUUACUGUGUGCCAGGAACUAUGCCAGACACAACAGUCACCUAGACACAGGCCUUGCCUCCAUGCAGAUCAUUAUCUUAUGGGGUAGACAGUCUCAUAUGCCCAA
Molecule: messenger RNA, 2065 nt
Organism: Aethalodelphis obliquidens (Pacific white-sided dolphin)
Lineage: Eukaryota; Metazoa; Chordata; Mammalia; Artiodactyla; Delphinidae
Gene: SPATA31F3
Product: SPATA31 subfamily F member 3
Source: RefSeq, a predicted model, not a curated record